AUUCAGUCUUAAUCAUUCCAGGAUGAAGGUCGUCAUUGCUUUGGUUCUGCUUUCUGCUGUUGCUACUCAGGGCUUCAUUUUCAAUAGUUGUAAGUCAGACAGUGACUGUAAUAAUGGUUGCUGUGAACAUUCCUUCUUUAACAGUCGUUGUUUAGCCAAGGGUGCCUACCUUCAAAGAUGCUCAACUAGUGGUUGUGGAUGUCAAGCAGGUUUAACAUGUAUGAAGGCUUCUGAGGUCACAAGUGUGGCCAUCGAGACUCACGUUGGAUCAAAUGAAUAUGUUUGUGAGACUCAACAGAAGGGUGCUGCUACAACUAUGCCACCAAUGCCAACUUCAUCCUAAAGCGGACAUAAAUAAACUACUAGAAAAUCAA
Molecule: messenger RNA, 374 nt
Organism: Lottia gigantea (owl limpet)
Lineage: Eukaryota; Metazoa; Mollusca; Gastropoda; Lottiidae
Exons: 3
Coding region: 23-343 (106 amino acids)
Source: RefSeq, a predicted model, not a curated record